Molecule: messenger RNA, 1150 nt
Organism: Capsella rubella
Lineage: Eukaryota; Viridiplantae; Streptophyta; Magnoliopsida; Brassicales; Brassicaceae
Product: transcription factor TCP17
Exons: 2
Coding region: 164-964 (266 amino acids)
Cellular component (GO): nucleus
Molecular function (GO): DNA-binding transcription factor activity; sequence-specific DNA binding
Source: RefSeq, a predicted model, not a curated record
CAAAUUACAAGUGUUCAUCAUCAUCUAUAGCUUCUUAAUUAUCACCUUGUCUUCAACCUAGCUAGCACGAAGACGACUAACUCGAUCUGUCUAAACCCAACGACUUCAUCAAGCUUAUUGCUCGGUCUUUUUCUGUGUGGAUAAAAUAUUAUACAAUUAAUCAAUGGAGAUGGGAUUGAACUCUUCGAUAGAGGACAUCAGAUUUAAACAAGAAGUUGCUGAUGAUCAUAACCAACCGAGUUCUUUGUCCUUGUUGAGGCAACGAUGGAACAAUCCGAGGAUCGUACGAGUUUCGAAAACAUUCGGAGGCAAAGACAGACAUAGUAAAGUGUUUACAGUUCGUGGUCUCCGAGACAGGAGGAUAAGGUUGUCGGUGAUGACAGCAAUUCAGGUCUACGACCUUCAAGAACGACUAGGGCUGAGUCAGCCUAGCAAAGUCAUUGAUUGGCUUUUAGAAGCAGCCAAAAACGACGUCGAAUUGCUUCCUCCUUUGCAGUUCCCACCUGGGUCGUUUCAUCAAGUUAACCCUAAUCUCAGUCAAAUGGGAGAAUCUUUCCCUGGGGUCUUCGAUCUUGGAAGCUGCUCCAACAGAGACAACAUGGAUCUUGACCAAAGAAAAUGGGCUAGAUUCGAUCAUAACACUAGUCUUGAUCACGGGUUCGACAUCGAUCAUCAUCAUUUCUCGAAUUCAAUCCAAAGCAACAAGCUUUAUUUCCCUACUAGUACUACUACUUCGGCUAGCAGCUCUUAUCACUACAACAUUGGACAUCUCCAACAGUCACUGUUGGACCAAUCUGGUAAUGUUACUGUGGCGUUUUCCACUAACAGUAAUCUCAAUCCGCCUCUUGCGGAAACUAUGAAUUCUCUAUUUCCAAGGUAUCCUUCGUUUCUCGGUGGUGGUCAUCAGCUUCAGCUCUUUAACGAAAACUCGAACUCGUCCAACCAAAGGGAUCAUGUGGAGUAAUAUUACAGCUCUGGUCUCCAGAGUACUCUUUCAUAAGUUGAUGAUUUUUGUUAGUCAUGGAUGGUAUUUAUUACUACAUAUACAUAGAUACAUUUAUAUGGUUUAAUGGGUUAUUGUUGGAUUGAGUAGUCAUCAUAUUAAUAUAUGCGUGUAAUAGAUACACGUAUUCAUGAUACGAUAUAUAGA